UAGGACCGUUACAAGUCUUAGAAAAGUGAAUUAGUGUAGUAGGACAGUACUAGUGGUAGUGGCUUAACUCAGCAUCAGAAAUUAACACAACACAAUUUAUUUGCAUAGGUUGGAGAGAAAAUAAUAUAGAAGAAGCAAGGGAGAAGCUGAAGUGACUGCAAGGGAAGAAAGAGAGAGGCACUGCAAGUUGAAAUUAUUCUUCUUCGUAACAUGAUUGCUGUUACAUCUUACAAUCCCCUCAGCAACUCUUUUGGACUUAUUAUUAUAUUAUAUUAAGGAAAUGGGGAAUGGUCCAUCCCCAAGGGUGAAGCUUAUAGAGACUAGAGAGAGCUUGGGGGAAACCAAGAAGAAGUGAAGUGAACUAAGCUAAAACUAGUUUAAGUUUUAAAGGCAAAAGAAGGAAAAGGAAGCAGAGAAAGGCUUUUACACGUGAUCAAAAAGUGGUGGCUGCCUAUCUUCCCUCUUUGUUGCACUUGCAUGCGUGUACCUAUCUCUAUCUUUCUAUAAGAUUUAUAUUCAUCAUUCAUCAACACUUCCCUUCUUCCUCAACCAGACAUAAAUAAUUAUAUAAAAAGAUCAGAGAAGAGUCUUUAAGUGAAGUUGGUGUGAUUUUUGGUUUACAAAUUCCAGUGACCAACAAAGCCAAACAUGCCAGUGAGGCAGAUGAAAGAAAGCUCUGAGCAACACAUUGUGAUUAAACCCCAUUCUCAGAACCACAUGAAUAAGGCACCAAAAGCUGCACAAAAUGGAAAAGGACCACCACCACCACCACCAUCACAAGAGAACCACCAGCACCACAACAACAACCACCACCACCACCACAACCACCAGUCAUCACCUCAACCAAGAAACAAAGGGAGAAGAAGGGGCAGAGGUGGGAGAAAAUCUGAUCAAGGAGAGAUUUUGAUGAGACCAAGUUGCAGGCCCUGCACUGCUGGUGCUGCUCCUCCUCCUGUGACAGCAAAUGGGAUUAAUAGUAAUAAUGUUGAGAAUGGCUGCAAGAUCAGUGGUGGUGGUGGUGACAUAACAGACAUGGGUUUUCCCACUUCAAGCAAAUCCUUGAGCUUUGCUCGCAGGCCUGGCUAUGGACAAGUUGGGACAAAAUGCAUUGUCAAGGCUAAUCACUUCUUUGCUGAGCUACCGGACAAGGACUUGAACCAAUAUGAUGUAACAAUUAGCCCAGAAGUGAGUUCAAGAGCAGUAAAUCGGUCCAUAAUAGCAGAACUUGUGAGGCUUUACAAAGAGUCUGAUUUGGGGAUGAGGCUUCCUGCUUAUGAUGGCAGGAAAAGUCUGUACACUGCUGGCCAGCUUCCCUUUGCCUGGAGAGAAUUUAAGAUAAAGCUUCUUGAUGAUAAUGAUGAUGGAGUUAAUGGCCCCAAAAGGGAAAGGGAAUAUAGGGUGGUGAUCAAGUUUGUUGCUCGUGCAAACUUGCAUCACUUGGGCCAGUUUCUAGCCGGCAAGCGAGCUGAUGCACCACAGGAGGCACUUCAGAUUCUUGAUAUUGUACUGAGAGAGCUAUCAACUAAGAGGUACUGCCCCAUUGGGAGGUCCUUCUUUUCACCUGAUAUUAGAACACCUCAACGGCUUGGAGAGGGGUUGGAAUCAUGGUGUGGAUUCUACCAGAGCAUAAGGCCUACUCAGAUGGGCCUUUCCCUCAAUAUUGGUAUGUAACUUACAAUUAAUAACCAUUUCUUACAUACAAGUAUGGAAGUACAAUUAAGUGCUUACUAUUUGUCAUUAUCAUUAUGUCAUUAAUAUUGGUGAAUUUAUAUUGUAAAGAUAAUUUGUGGUGCCUAACAGAUUAAGAAAGCCCUUAGAGGAGUAAAGGUUGAAGUAACACACAGAGGAAGUGUAAGAAGGAAAUAUCGCGUUUCAGGAUUGACUUCUCAACCAACAAGAGAACUUGUGUUCCCUGUUGAUGAGAACUCAACUAUGAAGUCAGUGGUUGAAUACUUUCAAGAGAUGUAUGGUUUCACUAUUCAAUACACUCACCUUCCUUGCCUUCAAGUAGGAAAUCAAAAGAAGGCAAACUACUUACCCAUGGAGGCCUGUAAAAUUGUGGAAGGGCAAAGGUAUACAAAAAGAUUGAAUGAGAAGCAAAUUACUGCACUGCUCAAAGUUACUUGCCAGAGACCGCGCGAUCGCGAAAAUGACAUCUUAAGGACGGUGCAACAUAAUUCUUAUAAUGAAGAUCCUUAUGCAAAGGAAUUUGGUCUUAAAAUCAGUGAAAAGCUAGCUUCUGUUGAAGCACGAAUUCUUCCUGCCCCUUGGCUUAAAUACCAUGAAAGUGGGAAAGAAAAGAAUUGUUUACCCCAAGUUGGUCAGUGGAACAUGAUGAACAAGAAAAUGAUUAAUGGAAUGACUGUUAGCCGGUGGGCGUGCAUUAACUUUUCGCGGAGCGUGCAAGAUAGUGUUGCUCGCACAUUUUGUCAUGAGCUUGCUCAAAUGUGUCAAGUGUCUGGCAUGGAAUUCAAUCCAGAGCCUGUCAUUCCCAUCUACAAUGCCAAGCCAGAGCAGGUAGAGAAAGCUUUAAAGCAUGUUUAUCAUGUGUCGACGAACAAAUUGUUAGCAAUAUUGCCUGACAACAAUGGAUCUCUAUAUGGUGAUCUCAAGCGUAUUUGUGAAACUGACCUUGGUUUAAUUUCACAAUGCUGUCUGACAAAACAUGUCUUCAAGAUCACCAAACAGUACUUGGCAAAUGUAUCUCUAAAGAUCAAUGUUAAGAUGGGAGGUAGAAACACUGUUCUUCUAGAUGCUGUAAGCUGCAGAAUACCGUUGGUUAGUGACAUACCAACCAUAAUAUUCGGAGCAGAUGUUACUCACCCUGAAAAUGGAGAAGACUCUAGCCCUUCAAUAGCUGCUGUAGUAGCAUCCCAGGACUGGCCUGAAGUGACAAAAUAUGCUGGUUUAGUGUGUGCUCAAGCUCAUAGACAGGAGCUUAUACAAGAUUUGUACAAAACUUGGCACGAUCCUGUUCGUGGCACAGUCAGCGGUGGCAUGAUCCGAGAUUUGUUGGUUUCUUUUAGAAAGGCAACAGGGCAAAAGCCACUAAGGAUUAUAUUUUACAGGGAUGGUGUAAGUGAAGGACAAUUUUACCAAGUUCUCCUUUAUGAAUUAGAUGCAAUCCGGAAGGCCUGUGCUUCCUUAGAACCAAACUAUCAGCCUCCGGUAACUUUCAUAGUUGUACAAAAACGACAUCAUACACGGUUAUUCGCUAACAACCACCGGGACAGGAGCAGUACAGAUAAGAGUGGGAAUAUAAUGCCUGGGACUGUUGUUGAUUCUAAAAUAUGUCAUCCAACAGAAUUUGAUUUCUAUCUAUGCAGUCAUGCUGGCAUCCAGGGUACAAGUAGGCCUGCCCAUUAUCAUGUUCUGUGGGAUGAAAACAACUUCACAGCAGAUGGAAUUCAAUCUUUGACAAACAAUCUGUGUUACACAUAUGCUAGGUGUACUCGAUCUGUAUCAGUUGUUCCUCCAGCAUAUUAUGCACAUUUAGCAGCAUUUAGAGCACGUUUCUAUAUGGAGCCAGAUAUGCAAGAGAAUGACUCUACAGGUGGUGGUAACGGUGGUGGUCGUGGAGGAUCGAAGGGAACUCGAGCAGCCGGAGAGUGUGGUGUGAAGCCACUGCCAGCCUUGAAAGAGAAUGUGAAGAGAGUAAUGUUUUACUGUUGAGAUUGAUAGAUGAUUAUGGAGUGCAGUGUUCAUCAUCAU
Molecule: messenger RNA, 3711 nt
Organism: Arachis duranensis
Lineage: Eukaryota; Viridiplantae; Streptophyta; Magnoliopsida; Fabales; Fabaceae
Product: protein argonaute 10
Exons: 21
Biological process (GO): regulatory ncRNA-mediated post-transcriptional gene silencing
Cellular component (GO): cytoplasm
Molecular function (GO): protein binding; RNA binding
Source: RefSeq, a predicted model, not a curated record